Molecule: messenger RNA, 1997 nt
Organism: Diabrotica balteata
Lineage: Eukaryota; Metazoa; Arthropoda; Insecta; Coleoptera; Chrysomelidae
Source: the annotation of a GenBank genome assembly
AUGUUAAUUUUACUCGCUCCAAACCAAACCAAAAAACUACUGAAUGAAAUGCCAAAAGAAGUCUUCUUCGUGUGCUUAGCUUUGCUGCUAAGCUGUGUGGCGUGCCAAUCAUCAACCACGCAAAAGUUUGUAACUGCAUUUGCAGAAGCUGUAUCUUCAACAAUUAAUGAAACGAAGGAAUGUUUUGAAGACAAAUCUGUUAAAAUCAGAACUUUUUCGAGCCUUAACGAAUAUCAGAGUAAUCAUGCUAGUUUUGAUCCUCGCCAUUCCACUUAUCAAGGAAAUAUUGUCAACUUCAGUUCCGGCACCAUCGAAAGUCUUCCGAAAAAUAGUUUUAUCAGUUUUGGUUCUAACAGCAUUAUGAAGAUCGAUCUGCAUGAUAAAGCAAUUAGUGAGAUAGAACCUGGAGCAUUUUUAGAAUUAUUUUGUCUCCAGGAACUUAAUUUAAGUCAUAAUAACUUAACAAAUUUGUCAGAAGGGAGCUUCGAAGGAUUGAGGAGUCUGGUCCAGUUAGAUCUUAGCUUUAACAAUUUACAGGACAUUCCGGACAACGGCUUGACUUUUAUGGAAUUAAAGACUCUUAGAGUACUAGAUUUAUCGCAUAACGAAAUCCACUCUUUAAAUCAUCUCUCGUUUAUGACUUUAGAUGCCUUGGAGAUACUCAGAUUGGGUCAUAAUAAGAUUAAAACUGUAGAUCCAAGAGUGUUUAACUACCUGGGAGCUUUAAAACAGCUGUACUUAAACGAUAAUGCUCUAGUUGAAACGUCAGCUGAACAAUGGAAGGGUCUUACCAAUCUGACCGAUUUAGAUUUAUCCAACAAUUAUUUGUCAUCCUUUGACAUGACAGGCAAUUACAGUUUUGUUCAUUUAAGAAAUUUAAAUUUGAGUGGCAACACGUUGCAAUAUAUCAACAUCUUUGGAAUUAAACAGACAUUUCCCAAUUUAUUUAGUUUAGAUCUUAGUAACAACAACUGGUUUUGUCAAGAUCUGGAUGUUUUAAAACACGGUCUACACGAUUCCAAAAUUACUUUACCUACCCCUGUGGAAUGUACAACGGAUAGUAGUACUUCUGCGACGAGUAUCCCUGUCAAAAUUCCCAAAGUAGAACCUGUACCAAACAGUCAAAAUAAUGAAAUAGAAAAGGGGUAUGAAAAACAUAUUCUCGAUCAAAAUAAAAUGAUCAUGGAUUCAAAUGCAAAGAUCGCUGAUGCAGUUCAAGAAUUGAAGAGUAUUGUUAUAUUCCUGUUUAUUGUUAUUAUUUUGUGUGUUGUGGUAGAAGCUGGUGUCCGAUUGGGUAUUUGUAGAAGUUGGUACUACAGCCUUAUGGGCAGAGGUGGUAGAGGUUAUUUGGAUGCUAAUGAUUCGGAAAGUGUAGGAUUAAUACCUCGUUGAUCGAGGUUUAAUAAAUAGUUUUAAUUUAUUCAAUGUGGUCAAUGUUUCUUAACUUGUGAUAUGCUAUAUGAAUUUUUGUCGAAGCGUGGCGUCCAUAUAAAUUGUUGGGGCUAUAUUGGAAAUUACCCUAUAGUCCAGACGAGAUCUGUAAGGUGAAUUGUAAGGAGUAGUACUUCCGGUUUUUAAAAAAAUGUCUGCAAGGUUGUUGAUAACUAGAAUUUGAAUUUGCUCCAGCUAAAAAGUUGACGAAAAUUCAAAAAAAGGUUAAGAAACUUUUGCGUAAGAAAUUUUUGACAGAAAAUUUAAUUUUUAACAAUUUUAACUGCACCCAUUUUUGUCGCAGAUAUGAUGCUUCCCAGGGGAUUGAGUUUGUUAUUAAAGAUUUUUAUUAAUAAAGGUUUGAAAAAUAUUUUCCGUUUUCUAUCUCCUUUUCACCUGAAGCAUAUUCAAAUUGCAAUUAUAAACAUCUCUACGGAGAUCUAUAAAAAUCUAAUCUGACUCAAUAUACCCAUCUUAGCUAUUUUUGUAGAAAUCCCGCCUGGACUACUACCCUAUCUGUUACCAAUAUGCUUUUAUAAUCAUCUACUAGUCAAUCACAUGAUUGA